This is a messenger RNA of Sarcophilus harrisii (Tasmanian devil), 1444 nucleotides long. RefSeq names its product PYM homolog 1, exon junction complex associated factor (gene PYM1). Gene Ontology annotation, biological process: exon-exon junction complex disassembly. Gene Ontology annotation, molecular function: RNA binding. Gene Ontology annotation, cellular component: exon-exon junction complex; cytoplasm. Lineage: Eukaryota; Metazoa; Chordata; Mammalia; Dasyuromorphia; Dasyuridae. The transcript is spliced from 3 exons. The coding region runs from base 354 to 971 and encodes 205 amino acids. The record is from RefSeq and is a predicted model, not a curated record.
AGAGGCCUACGCCGGAAGGGAGAGUAGAGGUCAAGGAGCCCGCCCCUCCGGUGAGAUUAAUCCAAGGUCACCAGGGGAAGGAGGAGCAGAGUCAGGAUUUGAACCAAGAUCUUCGGCCUCGGCCGAGCCGGGGGAGCUCGUGGCAGGGGCCUUGCGCGGGGCCCCGGAGCUAAAGGCCAGCCGCGAGGAUCUCGGCACCCCGGCCUUCUCCUCCCCGGAGAAACGGCCUCAGGCCUCUUGUUUCAUUCAUUCUACAGACUGAUCGAGCUCUGUCUCUGUGGAGCGCGCACGCCGACUGCUCGGGCCUGCAGCGUCUCCCUUCCUUCGGCUUUUGCGGGGCCGUCCGACCAGGGAUGUCGUCCAGCUGCCAGCCCGUUCCCGAAGACGAGCUGAAAGGGAAAUAUAUUGCUUCAACCCAGCGACCGGACGGGACCUGGAGGAAGCAACGGAAAGUGAAAGAAGGUUACGUGCCUCAGGAGGAAGUUCCUGUGUAUGAAAACAAGUAUGUAAAGUUCUUCAAGAGUAAACCAGAACUACCUCCUGGGCUGAGCCUUGAGGCUGGGGUCCCAACCCCACCCCGUCUAGACAGUGGUGAGCCAGGCCUUUCUAAGACUGCCAAACGCAACCUGAAACGCAAGGAGAAGAGGCGGCAGCAGCAAGGGAAGGGGGCAGUAGAGACCUUGAGCCGGACUCUGGAUAAAGUGUCAUUGAAGGAACCAGCGCAGCUGCCAAGUGUGCCCCCUGCUCCCCGUGCCACCCCUGCAACAAACCCUGACAAACCUGACACACUUUCCGCCACUGAGAAAGCCAAGAAGAUAAAGAAUUUGAAGAAAAAACUUCGUCAGAUAGUGGAGCUGCAGCAGCGGAUCCAGAGUGGGGAGAUCAGUCAUCCCAGCAGAGAACAAUUAGAAAAACUGGCGAGGAGGGGGACCUUAGAAGAAGAGUUGGAGGACUUGGAGUUAGGCUUAUGAGGCUCCUCAUGGACUGGGAAUGUGGACUGUAGGACAAACCAUGAUGUUCCCUCUGAGGGGCCUGGGGACCGUGGUGGUGGCAGCAAUGGCAGCAGCCAGGAGGGACGUGUCCUGCUCUCUGCCCUCUUAUUCUUGCCCCGCUGUCUCUGGCCCAGCCUUUCCUUCCAGAGCCUCGCCUCUCCAUUAAUCCUCACCUUGAGCCCUUACUUUUCGGACUCUACCCUUCCCUUUCCCUGUGUCUGGAAUCUCAGUGACUGUCCCAGGUACCACUCUUCCUGGCUUGGGGUUUUUCUUUUUUUUUUUUUAUCUGGGGGGCGUGGGUAGGAUGGGUCAGGUUCUCAGGAAGGGCUGAACUCUUAGGGUGGGGAUGGGGACUACAAACUCUUGGAUUUCUUUGGUUUCUGUUUAGUGUUUUGGGGUAACUUCCAUUCUACCCCAUUCCUUUUUUCCUUUUUUUUUUUUUUUUUUUUUUU